Molecule: messenger RNA, 1400 nt
Organism: Engraulis encrasicolus (European anchovy)
Lineage: Eukaryota; Metazoa; Chordata; Actinopteri; Clupeiformes; Engraulidae
Gene: c22h16orf46
Exons: 3
Coding region: 197-1330 (377 amino acids)
Source: RefSeq, a predicted model, not a curated record
AGUGCAUACAAUGUACUCCAUGGUUUGUUGUUGUGGUGUCCUUGGCCAGUAGAAGAGAUAUCAAUAUUUUAUAGCCUCUGUUGACACCGCUAAGUAACCUAACAGAACUUGCAGGCAUUCCCUGCUUGUGGGGUCGUGUGUGCAAGAUGUGUAGUCCUGCAGGUUAGUUGGAUCUUCCCUCUGAAAGAUCAACAACAUGGAUUCUUUCAGAGGAUUUGAAUCAGGAAGUGUGUGUGAUACAGAUGACAUUGUGGAGGGUACAGAGUGGAAUAAAGAUUAUCCAUCAGACAGAUGCCUAGUCAAUUCUCUUUUGGAGGCCAGUGAAGAAUGGUUCUCCAAAUACCAGGAUGCAGAUGAUUUUGGAAGCCAUAUUGGCUGGGAAGAAGCUGUUCGGGGAUGGGGACAAGGCCCUUCUGUUAUUUGUUUGUUCCAAAUGCAAAGGAGAAGUAAGAAAACAAAGGGCACCGAACCAGACUUCCAUUGUCUUCUUUGCAUUGACGCAAAGCCCCCAGAACUUGAAUUAGAGACCACUGAUUUGCCAGGAUUCUCUGGGGGGCUUCCUGAAAAAAACUCCAAGAAAACUAGCCCUACCAAGGGAGAUUCACCAAAGUCACGUCCAAGCAGCAAGUCAUCUGACAAAAGCACAGAACUCCUACUUAAGCAAAAGGUCUGCGGAAACCAUCCCAGUGGUGUCAACGGCCACCUUACUGACAGUUUAACUCCAACCUGCUCAGGCCUCUCUCACCCCCAGGAGGAUCAGUGUCCAGUGCCGAAGGACAGGUGUACACCAGGUAACGUUGGCCUCCUCAACUGCUUCACUGUACUGCCUAGCCUAAAACCCUCCUUGGAUGGAAACGUGAGCAGCCCAAGAUACCCUAAACGAGCAGAGGUCUCCGCCGGGGCCGACAGGCAAGGCAUAGUUGACAUUUUGCACAAAGGUCCCACUGCAGGUGUGGAUGGCUGUGGUGAAAUGAAAACGCAUAAUCACCUGUGCUCUAACAGACCUGCUGAGGUCAGCCUUCACAGGUCCAUCCAUCCGUCCAGACACUGGGAGUAUAGGAACAGCCAUCGCCUGCUGACUGCAUUCACUAUUCCCAUCAUCACCAAGCGAAUCUGCCAGAACAUCCCCACCUUGGACGACGGAGUGCCCAGGGUCACCUACCGUCUCAGAAGGUACCCGCAGCCAGAGGAGCUGCCAAGAACACCUGUGAGACAUCACAGCAGUAAUAAACUUGCGUACAAGGCCAAAAAUGCCAGGCGGGUAGAGCCAAAACUGCCCAUGUUGCUUGGUACCAGGGUGGCCAUCCCUGCCUCUGAUCACCGUCUAUAACGUCCCUUUCUGCUGCCUCUGCUGUGAUUAUCCAGUCACCUGAUUAAAGAGUAUUGUAGUCCCUCAUGUA